GGCCGCGUGUGCCCGCCCUGGGGCUCGACGUCCAGCCCCUCUCCGCCCCCGGGAGGGACAAAGGGAGGGCAGACGGCCGGGCCCGCCCCCAGCCCCAGCCGCGGCUGCCAGUGAGAGACUGGAGGCACCACCCCGGAGCGGAGAAACCAGUUUGGCCGGUCCCGGGGAGCGGAGGGAAAAGGGCGGCCGCCGAGGACUGGCGCUCGGACGCGGGGCGGGGGAAGGCGGGGAGCCAUUGGCGAGAGGCGAGAGCCGGAGGAGCCGUUGCCAACUGGACACGCUUCCCGGGGCCCCGGGCCAGCCCCGUGCGCCAUGAAGCGCUAGCGCGGCGGCCAGGGCUGGGACCGGGCGGUGGCGGCGACAACGGCCAGGUGCGCAGCGAGCGCGCGGAGGGGCGCGCACCCGACGGAUGUCCCAGCAGGGGCCGGCGAGCGCCAGGUAGUUCCAGUUUGCCAGCAGGAUGAGUUCUGAAAGAGACUCAGAAACGACAUUUGAGGAGGAUUCUCAGCCGAAUGAUGAAGUGGUUCCCUAUAGUGACGAUGAAACAGAAGAUGAGCUCGAAGACCAGGGACCUGCGGUUGAACCAGAACAGAAUCGAGUCAACAGAGAAGCAGAGGAAAACCGGGAGACAUUCCGAAAAGAUUGUACAUGGCAAGUCAAGGCAAAUGAUCGAAGCUUCCAUGAACAGCCUCAAUUUAUGAACACAAAGUUCUUUUGUAUUAAGGAGAGCAAAUAUGCGAGUAACGCAAUUAAAACGUACAAGUAUAAUGCCUUUACCUUUCUACCAAUGAAUUUGUUUGAGCAGUUUAAGAGAGCAGCCAAUUUCUAUUUCCUGGUCCUUCUUAUCUUACAGGCAAUUCCUCAAAUCACGACCCUGGCAUGGUACACCACCCUGGUGCCCUUGCUCCUGGUGCUGGGCAUCACGGCCAUCAAAGACCUGGUGGAUGACGUGGCUCGCCAUAAAAUGGAUAAUGAAAUCAAUAAUAGGACGUGUGAAGUCAUUAAGGAUGGCAGGUUCAAGAUUGCCAAGUGGAAAGAGAUUCAAGUUGGAGACGUCAUUCGGCUGAAAAAGAAUGAUUUUAUUCCCGCCGACACGCUGCUCCUGUCCAGCUCCGAGCCCAACAGCCUCUGCUACGUCGAAACAGCUGAACUGGAUGGAGAAACCAAUCUCAAGUUCAAAAUGGCGCUGGAAAUCACACACCAGUGUCUCCAGAGAGAAAAUUCACUGGCAGCAUUUGAUGGUUUCGUUGAAUGUGAAGAACCUAAUAACCGACUGGAUAAGUUUACAGGAACACUAUUUUGGAGAAACACAAGUUUUCCUUUGGAUGCUGAUAAAAUUUUAUUACGUGGCUGUGUAAUUAGGAACACCGACUUCUGCCAUGGAUUGGUCAUUUUUGCGGGUGCUGACACGAAAAUAAUGAAAAAUAGUGGGAAAACCAGAUUCAAAAGAACUAAAAUUGAUUACUUGAUGAACUACAUGGUUUAUACGAUCUUUGUUGUUCUCAUUCUGCUUUCUGCUGGUCUGGCCAUCGGCCAUGCUUACUGGGAAGCUCAAGUUGGCAAUUAUUCUUGGUACCUCUAUGAUGGAGAAGACUUUACACCCUCCUACCGCGGAUUCCUAAAUUUCUGGGGCUACAUCAUUGUUCUAAACACCAUGGUGCCCAUCUCUCUCUAUGUCAGCGUGGAGGUGAUCCGUCUGGGACAGAGUUACUUCCUAAACUGGGACCUGCAGAUGUACUAUCCUGAGAAGGACACGCCCGCCAAGGCGAGAACCACCACGCUGAAUGAGCAGCUUGGGCAGAUCCAUUACAUCUUCUCUGAUAAGACAGGGACGCUCACGCAAAACAUCAUGACUUUCAAGAAGUGCUGCAUCAACGGGCAAAUAUAUGGAGACCAUCGGGACGCUUCUCAAAACAAUCACAGCAAGACAGAGCAAGUGGAUUUUAGCUGGAACACCUUUGCUGACGGGAAGCUUGCGUUUUACGACCACUAUCUUAUCGAGCAAAUCCAGUCGGGGAAAGAGUCGGAAGUUCGGCAGUUUUUCUUCUUGCUUGCAGUCUGCCACACGGUCAUGGUGGACAGAAUUGAUGGUCAGCUCAACUACCAGGCGGCCUCUCCUGACGAAGGCGCUCUGGUGAGCGCUGCCAGGAACUUUGGAUUUGCCUUUCUCGCCAGGACCCAGAACACGAUCACCAUCAGUGAAUUGGGGACCGAGAGGACCUACAGUGUUCUUGCCAUUUUGGACUUCAACAGUGACCGGAAGCGAAUGUCUAUAAUUGUAAGAACCCCAGAAGGCAACAUCAGGCUUUAUUGCAAAGGCGCUGACACAGUGAUUUAUGAACGGUUACAUCAGAUGAAUCCAACAAAACAAGAGACACAGGAUGCCCUGGAUAUCUUUGCAAGUGAGACUCUUAGAACUCUGUGCCUUUGCUACAAGGAAAUUGAAGAAAAAGAAUUUGAAGAAUGGAAUAAAAAGUUUAUGGCUGCCAGUAUAGCCUCAACCAACCGGGAUGAAGCUCUGGAUAAAGUGUAUGAGGAGAUUGAAAAGGACUUAAUUCUACUGGGAGCCACAGCUAUUGAAGACAAGUUACAGGAUGGAGUCCCAGAAACCAUUUCAAAACUUGCAAAAGCUGACAUCAAGAUCUGGGUGCUCACUGGAGACAAAAAGGAAACUGCUGAAAAUAUAGGAUUUGCUUGUGAACUCCUGACUGAAGACAUGACUAUCUGCUAUGGGGAAGAUAUCAAUGCUCUUCUUCACACAAGGAUGGAAAACCAGAGGAACAGAGGUGGAGUCUAUGCAAAGUUUGUACCCCCCGUGCACGAACCUUUUUUUCCACCUGGUGAAAGUCGUGCUUUAAUAAUCACUGGUUCUUGGUUGAAUGAAAUUCUUCUGGAGAAAAAGACCAAGAGAAGUAAGAUUCUGAAGCUGAAGUUCCCGAGGACGGAAGAAGAAAGACGGAUGCGGACGCAGAGUAAAAGGCGUCUGGAAGCCAGGAAAGAGCAGAGGCAGAAGAACUUUGUAGACCUGGCCUGUGAGUGCAGUGCAGUCAUCUGCUGCCGGGUCACCCCCAAGCAGAAGGCAAUGGUGGUGGACCUGGUGAAGAGGUACAAGAAAGCCAUCACGCUGGCGAUUGGAGACGGGGCCAAUGAUGUAAACAUGAUCAAAACUGCCCACAUUGGUGUUGGGAUAAGUGGACAAGAAGGCAUGCAAGCUGUCAUGUCAAGUGACUACUCCUUUGCCCAGUUCAGAUACUUGCAGAGACUGCUGUUGGUACAUGGCCGGUGGUCUUACAUAAGGAUGUGCAAGUUCCUUCGAUAUUUCUUUUACAAAAACUUCGCAUUUACAUUGGUUCAUUUCUGGUACUCCUUCUUCAAUGGGUACUCUGCACAGACGGCGUACGAGGACUGGUUCAUCACGCUCUACAACGUGCUCUACUCCAGCCUGCCCGUGCUCCUCAUGGGGCUGCUUGACCAGGAUGUGAGUGACAAACUGAGCCUCCGCUUCCCUGGGCUGUACAUAGUAGGACAAAAAGACUUACUUUUCAACUAUAAGAGAUUCUUCGUAAGCUUGGUGCACGGAAUUUUAACAUCGAUGGUCCUCUUCUUCAUACCUCUUGGAGCUUAUCUGCAAACUGUGGGGCAGGAUGGAGAGGCACCUUCAGACUACCAGUCUUUUGCUGUGACGAUUGCUUCUGCUCUUAUAAUAACAGUCAACUUCCAGAUUGGCUUGGAUACUUCUUACUGGACCUUUGUGAAUGCUUUUUCAAUUUUUGGCAGCAUUGCACUUUAUUUUGGCAUCAUGUUUGACUUUCAUAGUGCUGGGAUACAUGUUCUCUUUCCAUCUGCAUUUCAAUUUACAGGUUGGUAUUUUCUUUUUCAAAAGUCCUCUUGUUCAACUGCUUGUGUUCAUUAGGCUUCAGAGGGGAUGUCGUAAUCCAGUCUCGAUCUGGGACAACAGAAUUAGAAACUUAUAUUUCAGUGCAAAUGGUACCGCAUUAUAAAAUUACAAUGAGAUCAUUCCUGCCUGGAAUCUUCAACAUACAUAACCAGAGGUUACUUUUUUUUUUUUUUUUGCCCCAUUGGGUACCUUCUUAACAAAGACCUUUUAUUUAUAAUGGCCACGACAGAAAAAAUCCUGAAUGUUCAUCACCUGGAAGAUAAUGAGCUGCAUGGUUUCAUGUUCUCCUGUUGGUUCAAUCAAGGAAAAUCACUUCACAUUUCAUAAGUACAAGGUUUCAGUCUGCUUCGGUUUACUACCAGGUUAAAAGUGUGCAUCACCUACGUUUACUCUUACUACUGCAUAUUUUAGCCACUUCCUUCCCUCCAUUUUGAAAAGAUGCAUUUAAAUAUUUAUGGACUUUUUUUUUAAGUUCUUAAAAACUAAGGGUAGCCGUGAUAAAUUGUGACUUUGUAACGCUUUCUUUUGAAAAGCAAACUUUGUGCCUGCCUACAUGUGUUUUAAGGGAUUUGAACAGAGACCCCACUUUUUCACUUGUCUUCAGAGAAAAAAAGGCUGUUGGCAGCCACAUUUCUAACAGAGUAUCCUUUAAAACUGAAAAUGAUUUUAAGCAAUUAUGGAAACUAUCCUCAAAGAGGCAAAAGUUAUUUUUCUCGAGGCUUUUCACACACUAGUUUUUCACAUGCUAGUUCCCAUAUUCUAGUGAAGAUACAGAAGUGUUUUCAAUAAUUCUGUUCUUUACCAUUAGGCUGUGAAUGUUCACAAUACCUGUCCUUUUGAAUUCCUAUGAGGAAAUCACAACAUGUAUAUCAUUCAUAUUCUAGGAAUGAUAAAAGAAUGUAUGGCUCUUUAUUCUAUGGAAGUAAAGUUCUGGAAGUUUACAACUCUUGUACAUAAACUGUAAAUUGUUUUUCUUUCUUUCUUUGGUAAAGAAAAGUUUGCUUGUAUUCUUCUCCGUUUUCUCUCCUGUUUUGUGAAUUGUGGGAAAGGUCGACAACGCAAAUGUGUCAAAGACUUACACUGCUGGGUGCAAUAUUAGCAAUUGUAAAAUGCAAAUUGCUUUGGAUAAAUUAUUUCUAUAUUCUGUAAAUCAGAUUUAAUGUAUAUUUUUGUUUAAAAAAUAAAUGCUUUAGUAAAAUCUUUGGAAA
Molecule: messenger RNA, 5106 nt
Organism: Herpailurus yagouaroundi (jaguarundi)
Lineage: Eukaryota; Metazoa; Chordata; Mammalia; Carnivora; Felidae
Gene: ATP8B1
Product: ATPase phospholipid transporting 8B1
Exons: 27
Coding region: 461-3913 (1150 amino acids)
Biological process (GO): phospholipid translocation; Golgi organization
Cellular component (GO): trans-Golgi network; plasma membrane
Molecular function (GO): ATP hydrolysis activity; magnesium ion binding; ATPase-coupled intramembrane lipid carrier activity
Source: RefSeq, a predicted model, not a curated record